Molecule: messenger RNA, 2238 nt
Organism: Entamoeba dispar SAW760
Lineage: Eukaryota; Evosea; Mastigamoebida; Endamoebidae
Product: AP-2 complex subunit alpha, putative
Exons: 1
Coding region: 1-2238 (745 amino acids)
Biological process (GO): clathrin-dependent endocytosis; intracellular protein transport
Cellular component (GO): AP-2 adaptor complex; membrane coat
Molecular function (GO): clathrin-cargo adaptor activity
Source: RefSeq, a predicted model, not a curated record
AUGCAACAUGACCUUCAAAAUACAAAGGAUGAAGUGAUCUGUGAAACACUAUCAACAUUAGCUGUUAUUUCAGAUGCACAAAUAGCAGAAGUGGUUGGACAAAUUGUAAUGAAAUUAGCAUUUAAUAAUAGUGAAGUAAUAGUUAGAAAGAAAGCGCUAUUAGUUUUAAAGCAGAUGAUCAAAUUCUUUCCUAGUUUAAUUAAUCUUGAACCACAAUUUAUUAAAAAAGUUGAAUUGACAAUUCAAAGAGAAAAUGAUUUAGGGGUUAUUCAAUCAUUAUGUAAAUUAUUAUACGAAGUAAUUCUUAAAGACAAAAAUAGUGGAGUUGAUUUAAAGAAAUAUCAAUGUUUAUCAUUUAGUUUAGUUCAAAUUUUCAAAAGAUUAUUAACAGAACCUACUUCUGAAGUAAUGUAUCAUGGGAUCUGUAUGCCAUGGUUGGUUAUUGAUUUAAUUAAAUUAAUUCCUUUAAUUUGUAUAGAAAAAAGAGAAAUAGUUUCAUUCCAAUCAUUAUGUGAAGAGUUUUUACAAAUUGGGUUUAGUGAUUCUCUUUUUGAAAUACCAUCAAGCCAAAGAGAUAUUAUAUUUUCUAUUGAAAUAGAAAUAAUAAAAUAUUCAUUUGAAUUUGAAGUAAAAAGAUUAUCAAACAUAUCAAUUUCAUUAUUAGGAAAAUUACUUGCGGUGAAUGACAUUAACAUUAAUUACCUAACUCUUGAUUUAUUAAAUAUUGCAAGUCAAAAUGGAUUUAAAGAAUCUACUAAGAAAUUAUUUGCAAAAGUAAUAAUAUUAGGUAAUAGUUUUGAUAUUGAAUUAAAGAAAAGGGUAAUUGAUACAUUAUUUAGUAUGUGUGAUAAUUCAAAUGUUAUAAAUAUUUGUCAAGUAUAUAAUCAAAUGAUUAAUAAUGAAGAUUUGAUAGGAAUAAAAGAAGAUUUAAUAUUUAAAUUAUGUAUUUUAACAGAGAAAUAUUUAAAAGGAAAAGAAUAUGUUGAUAUUAUGAUGAGUAUUGCUUUUAAUGGAGGUAAUUAUAUAUCAUUUGAAUUAUGGAAUAGAACCUUAAGAAAACUUUAUGAUGACCAAGAAGCUACUAAAUAUUGUAUUUUGUUAAUAGAAAAAAUUAUUAAAAAGAAUUUUGGAAGUGAUGACUUUAUCGAACUUUGUUGUUUAAUACUUGGAGAAUAUGGAGAAUAUUGUGAAGAUAUUUUAUCAUUAAUACAAACCCUUAUUUCAAAAUUUAGAUUUAUUAAAGAUUCUACAAAAAUUAGAAUAAUCACUGCUUUAAUGAAACUAUUAAAGAAAUUUAAUUCUAUAAAAGACCUUCUUAUGAAUAUUUGUAUAGAGUAUCAAUACUCAAGUAAUUGUGAGUUACAACAAAGAAUUAAGGAAUGUUUAUAUCUCAUUGAACAUCCUUCUAUGAUUCCUGUUGUUAUUGAUUCUUCGAUUUAUAAAGACACAACUAUAGAAGAAAAAACAAUUAUUAAUGAAGUAGAAGGAACACCGUCUCUUAAAUUAACAUCAACGACUAAAAUUGUUAAUAAGUCUAAUGUUAUGAAGAAACAAUUUAAAUUCCACUUCUCUCACUCUUUAAAUCCAAGUGGAUUAUGUGAAAAAGUUGAAAUAAUUUAUAAAAAAACAAUGAGCCUUAAUGAAGGUAUUAUUUUUCAAGAUCAAAAUAUUCAAAUUGGUUAUAGAAGUAAAGUUAUUGAUAAUGUUGUUGGUGUUCAAUUAUUCUAUGGUAAUAUAUCAUCACUUCCUAUUACUGUAAAUGUUCGUGUUAUUGUUCCACAUGGUUUAACUUCUUCUCUUCAACAAGAUAAAUUAACAAUUGAAUCUCAUCAACAAAUGAAUCACAUUAUUCAAUUUAAAUUAAAUACCUCAUUCCUUGAACCUCCAAGACUUCAAAUUGACUAUCAUUUUAACUCAACCUCAAUCAACGUUUCAUUACCUUUACCAAUUACUCUCCUUAAAUUUUUUAAACAACCAACUCCAAUGAUAUCCUCUUCAUUACCAGAACAAACAACAAUACCUUAUCUAUUAAAUAUUAAUCAAUUUCAAUCAUUAUUUUCGCGUUAUAAUUUAAUCUUUCAAUCAAAUGAUCAGGUAGUAGAAACACAUUGCAUUAUUCCUACAUUAGGGGAAAUUAAAAUUCAAUUUAAAUUUAAUUUAAAAGAAUUAUCUGUAUCAUCAUCAAAUGAACAACUGAACUUAGAUGUUAUUGCACUGAUUUUAUAUUCAUUACAAUAA